Molecule: messenger RNA, 9147 nt
Organism: Camelus dromedarius (Arabian camel)
Lineage: Eukaryota; Metazoa; Chordata; Mammalia; Artiodactyla; Camelidae
Gene: RREB1
Product: ras responsive element binding protein 1
Exons: 14
Coding region: 1010-6265 (1751 amino acids)
Biological process (GO): regulation of transcription by RNA polymerase II
Cellular component (GO): nucleus
Molecular function (GO): DNA-binding transcription activator activity, RNA polymerase II-specific; RNA polymerase II cis-regulatory region sequence-specific DNA binding
Source: RefSeq, a predicted model, not a curated record
UUAAACUCAGCGUUUCCCGGAGUCGAGGACCCGAGCGCCCCACGCCGCGCUACGUGCGCUCGGGGCGGUGGGGCCGGCCCGGGAUGAGCUGGGCAGCCCUCUCCCCUCCGGCUGCGCGCCGGGCCGCUCCUCCUCCUCCUCCCCCUCCUCCUCCUCCUCCUCCCCUUCCUCCGCUCCUUUUCCCCUUCCCGAGCUGCCGGCUCUGCCAACCAGCUCCCAGCGCGAGCCGCCGCGGCCGCUGCAGCGCCCCACCGCCAGGACCUGAUGCGCAUCCAUAUUAGCCGUCCGAGCGCAGGAAUCCGGCCCGACCCGCGCCGCCGCGCCCGCCGCGGAAUUUAUUUUUAACCAGCACCACCGGGACUCGGAUGGUGCGCGCACCGCCGGCCAGAAACAUCUUCCCAGCGCUGCUCUCCAUCUUCCGCCCUCUCUCCCCCGACAUCCUCCCCCCCAUGUGGGAGGGGAAACUUUUCUCCUACAUACUUUCGAGUCCCUCUCGGGCCGAGGAGCGCGGAGAUGACGGCGCCCGCCCGCUACCGUAAGCAUCUGCUGUCAGCGAGCCAUUAAGACGCUCAGAGCUCCACGUGGGGCCCCCGGAGGUCUUGGCCGUUCCCGCGGGUGUUGCCGUUGCAUCUGUUGGGGUGCUUUGGGGUUCCUGUCCGUCCAAGUCACACUUGAUCCGGUCCCUCUUGCCCAAGUGGAGCUGACCUAGUUGCUGGAAGCGUGCUUGUUGCUCCAAUCUGCUCCAGAGGUGGUGGCUUUGAGGUGUGACCCUGCCCACGCUUGGGCCCAGCCAGCGCCAGCUCCUCAGUAAGGAGGGCCAGCUUUUUAAGACAAAGGAAACAGUGUCAGCAAGUGUUACCAAGAGAAGAAAAAAAAGAAGUGAACCAGCCUCACUUCCUGCUCCCCGUGGAUGAUAGCUGUAGCAGGGGAAGGUCUCGCAGGCUGUCGGCUGGGGCAGAGAAUGGAGUUCUGUGGCCGAGGCUUCCUGGAAGCUUAAACCAUUGUCCCAAUGACGUCAAGUUCGCCCGUUGGCUUGGAAGGUUCAGACUUGUCUUCCAUCAACACCAUGAUGUCAGCGGUAAUGAGCGUAGGGAAGGUCGCCGAAAAUGGCGGGAGCCCCCAGAGCAUCAAGUCCCCCGCGAAGCCUCCAGGACCAAAUCGGAUUGGCCGAAGGAACCAGGAAACAAAAGAGGAAAAGUCUUCCUACAACUGCCCCCUGUGUGAGAAGAUUUGCACUACGCAGCAUCAGUUAACUAUGCACAUCCGCCAGCAUAACACGGACACUGGAGGGGCAGACCAUUCAUGUAGCAUCUGCGGGAAGUCGCUGAGCUCGGCCAGCUCCCUGGACCGCCACAUGCUGGUGCACUCUGGAGAGAGGCCUUACAAGUGCACUGUGUGUGGGCAGUCUUUUACCACCAACGGGAACAUGCACAGACACAUGAAGAUUCACGAGAAGGACCCCAGCAGCACUACCGCUGCAGCCCCUCCGUCCCCACUGAAGCGCAGGCGGCUGUCCUCCAAGAGGAAACUGAGUCAUGACGCGGAGGCAGAGAAGGAAGACCCAGCGCCUGCUAAAAAGAUGGUAGAAGACGGGCAGUCGGGUGACGGGGAGAACAAAGCUGAUGAAGUGUUUCACUGCCCACUGUGUUUCAAGGAGUUCGUGUGCAAGUACGGGCUGGAGACCCACAUGGAGACCCACUCGGAUAACCCGCUAAGGUGUGACAUUUGCUGCGUCACCUUUCGAACACAUCGAGGGCUGCUCCGCCACAACGCACUUGUCCACAAGCAGCUUCCCAGGGACGCGGUGGGGAGGCCUUUCAUCCAGAACAACCCCUCCAUCCCUGCCGGCUUCCACGACCUGGGCUUCACCGACUUCUCCUGCAGGAAGUUUCCUCGAAUUUCUCAGGCCUGGUGUGAGACGAACCUGCGCAGGUGCAUCAGCGAGCAGCACCGUUAUGUCUGCGACACGUGUGACAAGGCCUUCCCCAUGCUCUCCUCGCUCGCCCUGCACAAGCAGACCCACGGCGCUGCCGACCAGGGACGGGAGCGGCUGCAAGCCAGGGCCCCGCCCGGCGACGCCCUGGACCAGAAGGUCUUCCUGGCCUUGCUGGGCCUGCAGCACACCGCCGACGCCAGGCCAGCCCCGGCCGAGGAGCCGCUGCCGGAUGACAACCAAGCAAUACAGCUCCAGACACUCAAGUGUCAGCUACCUCAGGACCCCGGCUGCGCCAGCUUGCUGAGUCUGUCUCCUUUCGAAGCUGCUUCCCUGGGCGGUUCUCUCACCGUCCUCCCGGCCACCAAGGAGAGCAUGAAGCAUCUGUCCCUGCAGCCCUUCCAGAAGGGCUUCCUCAUCCAGCCUGACAGCAGUAUUGUGGUCAAGCCCAUCUCCGGAGAGUCGGCCAUCGAGCUGGCAGACAUCCAGCAGAUCCUGAAGAUGGCGGCCUCCGCCCCUCCUCAGAUCAGUCUUCCGCCUCUGUCCAAGGCCCCCGCUGCCCCUCUGCAGGCCAUCUUCAAACACAUGCCCCCCCUGAAGCCAAAGCCCCUGGUCACCCCGCGUACGGUGGUGGCCACCUCCACACCCCCGCCCCUGGUCAACGCGCAGCAGGCCUCCCCGGGCUGCAUCAGCCCCAGCCUGCCACCGCCGCCGCUGAAGCUGCUCAAGGGCUCAGUGGAGGCGGCCUCCAACGCCCACCUGCUGCAGUCCAAGUCGGGGGCCGCGCCGAACGCGGCUGCCCCACUCUUCCUGCAGCAGCCGCGCGCCGAGCUGCCAGGCCAGGCCGAGAUGAAGACGCAGCUGGAGCAGGACAGCAUCAUCGAGGCCCUGCUACCCCUGAGCAUGGAGGCCAAGGUCAAACAGGAGAUCACGGAGGGGGACCUCAAGGCCAUCAUGACGGGGCCCGGCGGCAAGAAGACGCCCGCCAUGCGCAAGGUGCUCUACCCCUGCCGCUUCUGCAACCAGGUGUUCGCCUUCUCGGGGGUGCUGCGCGCACACGUGCGCUCCCACCUGGGCAUCUCGCCCUACCAGUGCAACAUCUGUGACUACAUCGCCGCCGACAAGGCCGCGCUCAUCCGCCACCUGCGCACGCACAGCGGCGAGCGACCCUACAUCUGCAAGAUCUGCCACUACCCCUUCACGGUCAAGGCCAACUGCGAGCGGCACCUGCGCAAGAAGCACCUCAAGGCCACGCGCAAGGACAUCGAGAAGAACAUAGAGUACGUGACCAGCAGCGCGGCCGAGAUGGUGGACGCCUUCUGCUCCCCCGACACGGUGUGCCGGCUCUGCGGCGAGGACCUGAAGCACUACCGCGCGCUGCGCAUCCACAUGCGCGCGCACUGCGGCCGCGGCCUGGGCGGCUGCCCCAAGGCCCGCAAGCCCUUCGAGUGCAAGGAGUGCAACGCCGCCUUCUCGGCGAAGCGGAACUGCAUCCACCAUGUCCUCAAGCAGCACCUGCACGUGCCCGAGCGCGACAUCGAGAGCUACGUCCUGGCGGCCGAUGGCCUGGGCCCCGCCGACGGGUCUGCCGAGGCCCCGGGGAGGGCGGAGGAGGGCGGCGACGCCUUGGGCGAGCGCAAACCCCUGGCCACUUUCCUGGAGCCCCAAAAUGGCUUUCUUCACGGAGGCCCCACCCAGCCUCUGCCCCACCACGUCGCGGUCAAGGUGGAACCCGCCAGCAACUUCACAGUGGACUUCAAUGAGCCCCUGGACUUUUCCCAGAAGGGCCUGGCCCUGGUCCAGGUGAAGCAGGAGAACGUGGCCUCCUUCCUGAGCCCCUCGGCCUCGGCUCCUUACGACUGCUCCCUGGAGCCCAUCGACCUGUCCAUCCCCAAGAACUUCAGGAGGGGAGACCAGGAUGCGGCCGCCCCUGGAUUAGCCAAGAAGCCUGAGCAGGAACCGGGGAGCAGCGAGCAGACCUCUCCCUGCCCACCAGCCUGCCCCACCCAGCCGGUGACCGUGGGGCCCAGCGGAGUCCUGGAAAAGUCUGAGGCCCCUGCAGCAGCCUCAGCAGCCAGCACUCUGGAAGCCCCGGCUCCAUCCCUGCAGGGCUCCGUUCAGCUGGCCGUUCCCAUCUACUCCUCAGCCCUGGUCAACAGCUCUCCAGUCUUGGGCAACUCCACCCUCAUCAGCAGCCCAGCCUUGCUGCGGCCACUGCGCCCCAAGCCCCCACUGCUCUUGCCAAAGCCCCCCAUGACAGAAGAGCUGCCCCCGCUGGCCUCCAUCGCCCAGAUCAUCUCAUCCGUGUCCUCAGCCCCCACCUUGCUGAAAACCAAGGUGGCAGACCCAGGGCCUGCGAACACUGGCAGUAACACCACCGCUUCCGACAGCGUAGGGGCCACCAUCCCCAAAGCCACCACCGACACCACCAGCCCAAAAGAAUCCAGCGACCCACCCCCGGCCGCCAACAGCCCAGAGGCAGCCUCACCCACAGAGCAGGGACCGGCUGGCUUGUCAAAGAAGAGAGGCCGGAAAAGGGGGACGAGGAGCCGGCCACGUGGCAGCGGUGGGGUGGACCUAGACUCCAGUGGGGAGUUCGCCAGCAUCGAGAAGAUGCUGGCCACCACGGACACCAACAAGUUCAGUCCUUUUCUGCAGAGCGCAGAGGACGGCGCUCAGGAUGAGGUGGCUGCGGCCCCCGCAGACCACAACGGGCCCAGUGAUGAGGAGCAGGGCAGCCCCCCGGAAGACAAGCUGCUGCGGGCCAAGCGGAACUCCUACGCCAACUGCCUCCAGAAGAUCAGCUGCCCCCACUGCCCGCGGGUCUUCCCCUGGGCCAGCUCCCUGCAGAGGCACAUGCUCACACACACUGGUCAGAAACCCUUCCCUUGUCAAAAGUGCGGUGCCUUCUUUUCCACCAAAUCUAACUGUGAACGCCACCAGUUGCGCAAACACGGAGUUCCCGCCUGUUCCCUGAGAAGAAACGGGCUUAUCCCCCAGUCAAAAGAGAGUGAUGUUGGAGCCCAGGAUAGCACAGACAGCCAGUCCGACGUGGAGGCCUCGGGCGCCGGAGGCGAAGUGCUAGACCUCACGUCUCGGGAGAGAGAGCAGCCUACCCCCGAGGGAGCCGCGGAGCCCAGCCAGGCCCCGGAAGAGCUCCCGGCAGAGGAGGUGAAGGGGGCCGCGGCGGACGGGGAGGAGAGGGCGGCCGAGCCGGGCCCGGAGCCCGAGGAGGAGCGCGCGGAGAAGGAGGAGCGGGACGAGGACACGGACGGCCCCGAGGAGGACGCGGUCAGCAACAAGAGCCUGGACCUCAACCUGGCCAGCAAGCUGAUGGGCUUCAAGCUGGCCGAGGGCGAGGCCGGGGGCGGCGCAGGCCCGGCCCCGCACGACCUGAAGCACUCCUGCCACGUCUGCGGCAAGAGCUUCAAGUUCCUCGGGACCCUCAGCCGCCACCGGAAGGCGCACGGCCGCGGGGAGCCCGGGGACGACAGCGUGCUGCCCCAGGAGGCCGAGGGGCCGCCGCCCCCCACGUGCCCGACCCCCGAGCCCCUAGGGACCCAGGCCCCCACCCAGGGGGAGGCCCCGUCCGAAGCCACAGAGAAGCGGAGCGAGGAGGCGGAGGGCCCCUCGGACGGGGACGGGGAGGGCCCCGCCGAGAAGAAGUCCCCCGAGAAGAGUGACGAUGACAAGAAGCCAAAGACAGACUCCCCCAGGAGCGCAGCCAGCAAGGCGGACAAGAGGAAGAAGGUGUGCAGCGUGUGCAGCAAGCGGUUCUGGUCCCUGCAGGACCUGACCCGGCACAUGAGGUCGCACACAGGAGAGAGGCCGUACAAAUGUCAGACCUGCGAGCGUACCUUCACCUUGAAGCACAGCCUGGUUCGCCACCAGCGAGUCCACCAGAAAGCCCGGCGCGCCGAACAGCCCGGGAAGGACAGCGACAGGGAGGAGCGGGGCGAGGAGGACAGCGGGAGCGAGUCCACCCACAGCGGCAACAACCCCCCAUCAGAGAGCGAGGCGGACUCGGCCCUGCUCGCCAGCAAUCGCAUGUCUGUCACCCGGAGCCGGAAGGAGAGUCUGGCUGCCAAGGAUGCCAGCCGCAGGGAGGAGAGGGCAGCGGGUCGGACAGCGGGUGCUGGCCAGAGCGAGGCCGGCAGGAGUGCUCCCAGGGCUGCUCCCAUGGGCAGCUCCAAGGAGCAGGCAUCUCAGGGUGACCCUGACCGGGAGAGCCCAGCGGCCCUCGGGCAGGACCUGCCGGAGCUGCCCAGCAAGCGGCCUGCCCCCCCCAUCCUCGCCACUGUCGACAGCGCCUCGCUUCUGGGCAUGGAAUGACAGCCCGCCCUGCCCCCAGCGCACAGACGAAAGCCAGCGGAGCAGAGUGUCCUGAACCGAUAUUUCACGAGGGGUCCUCAGUGCUUCAGCCGCCGGGGGAGAGAAUGGAGGUCGUGGGGGAGCAGGGCAGGCUGCCUCGCUCGGUGCCCUAGCCUUACGGACCCGUGCAGAGGCGCAGCACGGACCAUUCGAGUGCCUUAACUACUUACAGUCCUUUGGUGUCGUCCUGGGUGUUGUGUUUUCCCCAAAUGACUUUUUAAAAAACAAAGCAAAUGUUUUAAUGAAUUAUUUGGAGAGGACCUUUUCAUUUAAGCAUUAACGUUACCUUCUGUCUUGGUGUGUGUGAGCUUGUUCUUGCAAAUCUGUGAUAGUAACGUUUGUUCUGUGAGCUGGAAACAGAAGGAAAAAAAAUGCCCUUGGAUACCCACGGCCAAUAACUGGAAGAAAGUGGUGUGAAUUUCAUGUAAAUUCCCAGAGGAAAUGUGGAUAAGAUGCUCAUUUCUCAAAUAGACUUCUUUUCUGUUUGCUACAUGGUGGAGCUGUAAUUUGGUCCUCGGUAUACUGCAGGAUGUGGUUGAUGAAGGUUUCCAAUUUGGUUCAGGCCAAAACCAGGAAAGAUUCUAGCUUCGACCUCAUACAUGUUUCCACUCUCUCAGCGUUAGAUGUGUUAUUACUGUUCCAGUUUCAAGACAUCUGUUCCUAACUUACAGAGAAGAGUUACCCUGGCAACUGAACCGACGGAAAACAUGCAUAGGUGUCAUGUAUCUGAUCCCCCCCCUUUCAGUAUAUGUAUUAAUAUUAUUAUUAUUAUUAUUAUUAUUUGUAGUUCAUCAGUUUGCUGGUCUCUGCAGUCAGCAGAAACAAAUGGACAAUAUUUGUCCUGGGAGACCUGGGAUGGCCCCAGGUCCCCGCAUGAGCGUCUGCCCGCAGCCCUCCUCGGCUCCAUCGGGUGGUAGCUCUUCUACUGUACUUACGAGAAGCCUUUCUUCUGCGACUGCAGAGCCCAGCGGGGGCCGUGCGGUCCCCCCGCCCACCCAUGGGGCGGAGGGGCAGCCCCGGGAGGGGAGGCGAGGGUGCGAGCCGGGGCUUCUGGGGAAGCCAGGCAGAAGACCUGUCACUCGCUGAUCUUCCUGCCAAACCCAGCCCAGGCCUCACCCGCCUGUGCUCCUGUCCUUUGCAGAGCGAGGAAAUACUACUACUGGUAAUAAAACUGCACAUGCGAGAUUGAAGAAGAAAAACAGAUGUAUAUUUACCUUCCUGUGAUUUGGGGUUGGUGCUUGAAGAUAAACACGUUUCUAGUUUCUGAAAUCGCCUGAACCCCUGGGUGCACAAAGGCAGGAUUUUCUUUCAUGAGCAGUGUAUGCAGGCAAUAGACCCCCCCUCACUGUAGCCGCCAGCAGUGAAAAGAGACAUGUCCUACUGUAGCUGGGCUGUGCUCAGCGUCCUGUCCUUCAGCCAGACCUCUGGGCUGCCCGAGCCGUCGUGCGGCGGGGCCUCCCGUGCUGCUGCGCCGUGCAGACCCUCGCUGCCCCUUGGGGGCUCUGCGCCUGACUGGCCCUCCUGGGACCCUCGCGUCUUCUGGUCCCCAGUGCCCCUCCUGCCUUUCCGUGUGUGCCCACCACAGAGACCCCCCUUUCUCUCCACUUCCUCCCCAGUUCCUGGUGGCCAAAAUCCAACCGCCCAGACUUCAAAGGAAGAUAUAUAUUCUUGACAUAAUGAAAAAGUGGUAUCUUUGCAUGUGAAAGGAAAAAGGUUGAGGUAUAUAUGACUUGUAACUGUAUUAGGGAUGUGUGACCCAGUUUCAAAACAAGGUUUUCUUUACUCUAGGUGAACACACGUCAGAACCAACGAGCCCCCCGUAUCACUUGAGACCAGGCUUGGUCCGCUCAGUUAAAACCAGCUCACGCAUCCCUCACUUCUUUGCGGCGGCCGUCGCCAUUGUUUUCAUUGUUAAUUAUUAUUUGGGGUUUCUUGUGUUUUGUUUUCCUUUGCAGCUCUCCACACUAAAACUUGGAACGUUGUGGGGAGAAGCCGUGACUUAACUCUACGCUGGGGUGAGAUGUAGCAGGAACCAGCCCCCGCAGCACGGCCGGGGCUGCCGCUCGCAAUAAUCACUAUUGAUUUAAAGCUUUAUCUAGCCCUCAUCUGUACCCUCGUAGUCGAUAAGGUCUUGCCACGUUUUAUUAGGUUGAGAGAUGUAUCAUUUGUUUGUUCUGUCCCCUCCCCCAAUAUUAAACUGUGAAAUUUGUGAUUUGUUUAAACUCUGGGUGAAUCAUAGCUUAGUUUGCAUGUCCAGCUAAUUUGUUUCUAUACAUUUUGUUUGAUUCUCUUUCUCCUCUCAGGGCUUUUACAAAAAAUAUAUAUAUAUGGAUCUUCUGAAAAGUUUUUUGAGGUGCAAGUUUCUCUUUUGUUUUUCUCUUUGAUUUAUGGACACGAUGCUGAGAUUCAAUCACUACAUGAAACUCCCGGCUGUGAAAACAAAACAAAAAACCCGAAGGGCUGUUUUUUUUUCCCACCAGCCCCCGGGGAAGCUACGUGACAGUCGGAUGCUGGUUUCAGAAAGAUUCACCGUUCUUUCCACCCUCUGUUCCUCUCUUUCCUCCAGAAGGAAGUUGAUCCUAGAGAUUUCAGCCCAUGCAUUAAACAGGAAACAAUAAUAAAUGUGUAGAAUUCAUAUUUUUCUAAAGGGAACUUAAAAACUGCUGCUACAUGUUAUGUACAAGACUGGUUUAUGCCACAUGAACAGAGAAUCACACGUUCGGUUUCGGUACUUUCGUUCCUCUUUGUAUUCAGUUGUAUAGUACUUCCAAAUUCAAAAUGAGAAGAAAACCUAUUCUGUAUCAAACCAUCUAAGCAAUAAAUGUUAUAUUUUAAAAAUGGCA